This is a messenger RNA of Aspergillus pseudotamarii, 1935 nucleotides long. RefSeq names its product DUF500 and UBA/TS-N domain protein. NCBI's taxonomy places the organism in Eukaryota, Fungi, Ascomycota, Eurotiomycetes, Eurotiales, Aspergillaceae. The transcript has 2 exons. The record is from RefSeq and is a predicted model, not a curated record. Gene Ontology annotation, biological process: DNA repair. Gene Ontology annotation, molecular function: phosphatidylinositol binding; DNA binding. Bases 1 to 1935 code for a protein of 644 amino acids.
AUGUCGCAAGCACCAAACAAGCAAAACUCAAUAUGGAACAAAACGAAAGUCAUUGGCAAGAAAAACUUCGACAAAGCCUGGGAUGCACUGGACAAACUCGGUCCCCCCGUUAACCGCCUGACUAAUAAACUCGGUUCAGAGGCUUUCUGGCCCAUGACAAUAGACAAAGAAAGCGAGAAGGUGGCCCGCAUUCUUCAGAGCUUCUGCAAGGAUGGCGUAUAUGCCGAAGAAUCCAAAGAAAGCACUCCUGCACUGGAAACGAAAGGAGCAAAACAACCGAUCGAUAAGCCGCGAGGAAAGCCGAAAGUGUUGCAGAAGAUCCCCUCCGAAGUUAUCCGACAGGCGAAGGGACUGGCUAUCUUUACGGCUAUGAGAACGGGGCUAUGGUUCAGUGGUGCGGGCGGCAGUGGUGUUCUUGUUAGCAGAGUGCCUGAAACCGGCGAAUGGAGUGCGCCGUCGGGUAUCCUGCUGCAUACAGCCGGCUUGGGAUUUCUUGUCGGUGCAGAUAUAUACGAUUGUGUGAUGGUGAUCAAUACGUAUGAGGCAUUAGAGGCAUUUACCAAGGUUCGCGUGACUCUCGGAAGCGAGAUCAGUGUCGCUGCUGGACCGGUGGGACUUGGUGGCGUGGUAGAGUCGGAAGUUCAUAAACGGCGAGCCCCGAUCUGGACCUAUGUUAAGAGUCGAGGAUUUUAUGCGGGUGUGCAGAUUGAUGGAACAGUCGUCAUCGAGCGUAUAGAUGAGAACGAACGAUUUUACGGUCGGAAGAUUCCCGCUAAGGAGAUCCUGAAUGGCCACGCCCGGACCGACAAUCCCUCGGUGAAAAUGCUGACGCACACGAUUCGAGCGGCGCAAGGCGAUGUACAGUUCGAGCAGACACCCUCGGGAGUUAACAUGGUGACGGGGCCAAGUCCCAGCGAUCUCCAAUAUGAAGAUCUUGCGGGCACUCAGAUGGCUCAGGUCCAGCCGCCUCCGGAUCAUGGGCCGCAAUACAAUACUGGCCUACAGUACAAUGCUCAACCACCGUACAAUGUUGAACCACAGCACAACGCUGGACCACCAUACAAUGCUGAACUACAGAACGACCCUGGGCUACGGUCCGGGGAGUCUCCAAAUCAUGGGCCGCAAUACAAUACUGGACCACACGACAACCAUGGGCCACAGUCCAAUAUCCCCCUCAAUGAUCCAAACGCUAUGGUGUCUUGUCCGAUAUGCGGAAACUCGGUAUCAUCUCUGAAAAUCAACGAUCAUAUUGAUUCCAAUUGUCAAAGCUUCAUUGAUAAGCCAACGUCUAGCACUGGGGACCUGACUUCCUCUCACAUGGCUCAAGUCCAGCCACCUCCGAAUCAUGGACCGCAGUCUAAUGCUGAACCACAGCAUAACGCUGGACCAUACAAUGCUGGACCGCCCUACAAUCCUGGGUUUCAGUCCAAUACUGGACCACAGCAUCACGUUGGACAACCCUACAAUCCUGGACCACCCUACAAUGCUGGCCCACAGAACAACGCUGGACCACAAGACAAUACUGGAUCACCGUACAGUUAUCCGCCCCAGCCCAAUGCUGGACCGUACAAUGCUGGAGCACCGUACAAUGCUGGACCACAAUCGAAUGCUCAACCACCGUACAAUUCUCCUCCACAGCACAACACUGGACCACCGUACAACACUGGGCCGCUACCGAACGCUCAACCACCAUACAAUGCUGGACCAAAUGCGGGACCACCAUAUAAUCCUGGGCCACCGCACAAUGCUGAAACACAGCACAGCGCCGGACCACCGUACAAUGCUCAACCACAAUACAAUGCCGGGCCGUACAAUGCUGGACCACAGGACAAUCCUGGCUCACAGCCCAAUGCCCAACCACCAUACAAUGCUGGGCCACAGCACCACGCUGGACCGUACAAUGCUGGACAAUCUGGGCCUCCAACAUACUAUUGA